This is a messenger RNA of Aspergillus puulaauensis, 522 nucleotides long. RefSeq names its product mitochondrial pyruvate carrier family protein. Gene Ontology annotation, cellular component: mitochondrial inner membrane. Bases 1 to 522 code for a protein of 173 amino acids. Gene Ontology annotation, biological process: pyruvate import into mitochondria. The record is from RefSeq and is a predicted model, not a curated record. Lineage: Eukaryota; Fungi; Ascomycota; Eurotiomycetes; Eurotiales; Aspergillaceae. Gene Ontology annotation, molecular function: pyruvate transmembrane transporter activity. The transcript is spliced from 4 exons.
AUGUCGACGUCUCGUGUUGGUUUUCGCUUUUUCCAGAACUCCCGUGCGGCAUUCCGCGAGGCUUUCCGCCGGCCUGGUGCCCAGGGACGCCGCUUCCAGACUUCCGAUGCUGCUUCCGCUCAGCAACAGAGCACAUUCCAGCGUCUAUGGAACAGCCCUAUUGGCGUGAAGACGGUUCACUUCUGGGCCCCUGUUAUGAAGUGGGCACUCGUCGUCGCCGGUAUCUCCGACUUCCAGCGCCCGCCUGAGAAGCUCUCCUUGACCCAGAACGGUGCCCUUAUGGCCACCGGUGCCAUCUGGACCCGCUGGUGCAUGAUCAUCACGCCUAAGAACUACCUCCUCGCCGCCGUCAACUUCUUCCUCGGAUGCGUUGGUGUCGUCCAGGUUUCCCGUAUCUUCAACUACCACCGCAGCCUUGAUGGCUCGUCAAAAGAGGCCGUGAAGGAUAUGGAGCACGAGCUUGCUGGGGAUGCGAAGGCUGUGGCUUCUGGCGCCAAGAAUGCCGUGAAAAAGCACGAUUAA